Diutina rugosa is the source of this 11670-nucleotide messenger RNA. It is a transcript of the gene DYN1, whose product is annotated as dynein heavy chain. Gene Ontology annotation, molecular function: dynein intermediate chain binding; ATP hydrolysis activity; minus-end-directed microtubule motor activity. Gene Ontology annotation, cellular component: dynein complex. Gene Ontology annotation, biological process: microtubule-based movement. The transcript has a single exon. Bases 1 to 11670 code for a protein of 3889 amino acids. NCBI's taxonomy places the organism in Eukaryota, Fungi, Ascomycota, Pichiomycetes, Serinales, Debaryomycetaceae. The record is from RefSeq and is a predicted model, not a curated record.
AUGGAUCUCGAGACCUACCUCCGUCAGGUGGCCCAGCUCAACGGCCCCGACGUGACCCUUGACAUCAGCGACGUGUCACUGUUUCGAGAUAACCCCAACCACGAUGCCAUCUUUUUAGUCCGUCAUGACAACCGGGUGGUGGUGACCACAGCGCCUGCCAACAAUACCUUCAGCGACGAGUGGUGCCUGGCUCACCUGGUGACGGCGGUUAUCAAAGGCUUGGGCCCAAUUACUACUCCUGAACGUCAAUUACGAGUCGUGGUGGUCCCUCUGGGCAAAGAUAUGGACGCGUUGUCCCUGAUGAUUCGCAUGGGGCUCGCUCCCAUGUUUGACGCUUGGAAUGGUGACUCAGUAUUGGGGAAUGCCACGAAGAAAAAGUUUGGCGAAUUAUCUUUGCUGCUUCAACACUUGAACCUGGGUAUCAUUGUGCCUGAUCUCAAAUCUGCUUCCCUCAAAUUGAGCACUGAAGAAAAACCUCAAGAUCCUGUCAAUGAUACCGAAUACCUUAACAAGUUAACGCUGGUGGCAAACCAGUGGAUUUCUGAUAUUCGUGAGGUAACUAAGUUGGAUCAUAAUCCACGUGAUGGGCAGAGUCUAGCUGACGAUGUGGCGUUCUGGAAGGCUAUGGACCAAGCAUUAGCUCUGAUCAACCACCAAAAAUCCCAGCCUUAUGUUACCGAAGCAAUUGAGGUGCUUACUCAAGCCAAACGUUUUCAAAUUACAACUGCAUUUAAAAGUGAAACCGGCUUGAUCACACAACAACAACGCACAGACCAGAUCAAUAGUGUGCUUAAAGAUAUACCCUUGGCCGAAAUGCAAGCAGUAACUCCUGAUGACGGCAUUGAUCUGUUGGAGCUGGCAAUACUGCUAGUAUUUACUCAUAUCAGUCACCGCUUGUCGCUGCUGGAAGUGGCGCUUGAUCGCAUGCAAGCGUGGAUCGAGCUCUUGAUCAGUGACGUUGUUAAAAGCAUCAAUCAGUUCAUUAUCGCCUUGAAGGUUUUGGAGAUGUCACCCGAUACUUGGCGUACUACUCAAACAGCUGUCAAAAAUCUACAGCAAGCUGUCGACCAAAACCUCAAAUACGCCAUUAACGAAGUUCGUGGAAUUGUUCGCAGGCGCUCUGAUAAGUUUGUUCAAAUAUCUAUUGAUACCCAGGCUUGGGACCAGUUUAACGAAUCUUUCCAGGAAAUCUGCGAACUCAGAGCCAGUCACGAUGAGCUCCUGGCGACUCUCAUCGCUCUUGAUGCACCUCUUGAGUACCAAACAAAGUUGUCUGAAGCUUAUAACAGCUACAUGGUGUUGAUAACGCCGUUCACAACGCAAUGGAAGAUGAACCUUAGUCUCUAUUAUCAGCAGGCAAAGCAGGUUCGUCAAGGAAUUGUUACUCAGCUCAGCUUGGUGUUGAAUCAGUGCCGCGAGUUUUCCGAUUACGUGCUGGUGGUUUCUCGAUUGGGAGGAGUCCACCAUAUCAUUCCCGAUGAGUACCGCACGAGGUUGUUGGACCAAGCUGCCCUGGAGGUGGGCGCUUUGAACUCGUUGCAAGUAUACCGUGAUGAUAAAGUGGUUCCCAGAGCGAAGAAUAUACUUUGCGUUCGCAGUCAGGUUGAGUACUAUUCUGAGGGUCUUACUGCCAUUCUCGGGUCCACUUGGGGUCAGUACCUGGUGGGAGGUAAAAUUCGACAAUUACUCAAUGAGAUCGACGACAGACUUGCUGCAGAGGGAGAAGAGAUUCAACGAUGGAUUAAGCAGGUGGAAGAGAAGCUAGCCCGUCCCUGGAAAGGGCCACUAAUCAGGUUGGUUAUGACACGAACCACCGACUUGGUGGUCAACUGCGACCAUUCCCUAGUUGAGUCGUGCGUGCUGCUCCAUCAACUUCACCGCCUUGGAUUUGAUAUUUCUAAGCUGACCACGAUUUCGGCAACAAGGGUAUUGCUGACGUUCGGAAACUUAGCUAUUGGGUUGUCGCAACAUUUGGUUGCGUUCAAGCUUUACGCUGCCAAGAAGUCAUAUUCUGUGGUGGAACCCAUUAAACGAGAGAUCAUCGCCAAGCUUAAGAAGUGUCAGGACCUUCAAUGGGAUAAUAUCGACGAUGAGCUCGUUGCUUCGCUCGAGCUGCAAAUUGCUGAUUACUGUGGUCAGGUUUCCAAACUUGAUAUGAUAGACAAUGCCGUGGACAAUGAAAUUGCUCGCCUCCAACAAUGUCCAUUCGAUGACGAAAGUAUUAGUUCUAUUAAGAAUUCUGUUUACAAGCUUGACAUCGAACGAAUAAAGCCUUUUGUGGACCAACGCGUACAAUCAACGCUUACGGCCAAAGGUCAGUUCCAACUCAAUUCUAUAUCUGCCUGGCUUGGCAAUUCCAUGGAUGCCACAUUCCAUGAGGAUUCCGCAACUGAAUACUGGGGUUUGCCUAUCAAGCAUGAUUCGAUGGAGCUCAAAGUUCUUACUCGUGACCAGCAAUUCGUGGUAGAGCCGCUGUUUGCUUUAGUCAGGCAACAACUCUACGGCUUCGUGAACCACAUAUUGAACCAAGCGCCACAAGCCAACGCGAGCCCUGUCCUCAUGACGAUUGACUCGAUAGUUGCCGAAGCGGAAACCUACAUUGACCGUUUGAACUCACUCCAGUUACUUUGGGAGCUUGAUCUUAGCAGAGAAACUGACUUGGCCCGUCUUUUUGGAGGCUGCCAAGGGGUAUCGCUACAACUGUGGAUGAAAGUUAUGGAUGAAAUGAUGUCUUUGAGAUCAAUAAUUGAUGGCGACUCAAGCGUGUGGUUUGGCGAGCAAGCAAUUCGUCUCGACUAUGGUGCCGUGGUGCUGCGGGUGAACUUGAAGUUUGAUCGCUUUUUCCGUGACUUCCUUGAACGGUUCGCUGCGAAAGUGCAGGAGAAUCUGACAAAAUUCCUUAAUGAGAUCAAAGAUGCGAAACGAAAUCUUGGUCCCCGAUUGAAUCUCCACCAGGAUGUUGUUCUAGUGAUGGCAGCACUCCACCAAUUUGUCACUGUUGAUGCCGAAAUCUCACGGUGGUCACAACAACUUGCUAUAUUGAAAAAGGCUCAAUCGAUUCUCGUGAAAAACCGGUUUCAGUUCCCUGAAAUAUGGAGCUAUUGCGAGCAGUUGGAAGGUAAGUUUACUGAAGUCACCGACUUGAUUUCCAAGAAACGGCUGGCUAUUGAUGCUGAUCGUGAUGGCCUUAUUGUCAAGGUUACAGGUGAACUGGAGCGAGUGGCGGCGUCGCUUCAGUCGCUUCAUCGCAAGUGGAGUCUGAAGAAGCCUGUUCUGGGUCAGUUAGAUCCCGGAGCUGCUUUAGCCACAUUAGCCACAUUCCGACAACUUUGUGCCAAUUUAUCUAUGAGUAUAACCCACUUGCUGGUGGUAGCUCAAUUAAUGCUGGUUUCCGUGCCUCAGCUUCUGGUUGAUGCCAUUCGUGCCGAGAUCGACGGCCAUCAUCUGGUGUGGGUGCUGCUUGAUGCUUUGUGGACUCAGCUUAAUGGCAUUAAGACGACUCCCUGGGGUGAUGUUAAUCCUCGUACGGUGCGAAAACAGUUGGACGACUUGUCGCGGGAAUUACGUUCAUUGCCCACUAAUACUAAACAGUAUGCCGCCUAUGAUGAGCUUACAUUGACUUUUUCGCUGCUCCUUAAAUAUAGUGGGUUGAUACUGGACUUGAAGGGAGAUGCCCUUAAGACUCGUCACUGGAAACAAUUGCUUCCAAAAGUGAAUGUGGAGGAUCUCACUUUAGGACAUGUGUGGGAUUUGCUCAUUGCUCCUAAUAAUGAAGCUAUGAUAAACGAGGUGUUGAUAAUGGCUCAAAAUGAACACGUUAUCGAGGCUCAGUUGGCUAAGAUCCAGUUGUCGUGGGUUAAUACAACUUUUGAGCUCGUACCUUUUGGCAAAUACCGCCUUAUCGCGAAUUGGGAUGCUCUUUUUGACCAAUGCACCCGCGACAUCAGUGCUUUGGCUCUGAUGAGACUGCUGUCUUACUUUGCCAGUUUUGAACGGGAAAUCACUCAAUUAGAGACGAAACUUAGUGAAAUCUAUGGCGUUCUUGAUUUGUGGAUAGACGUGCAACAACAAUGGGUAUACCUCCUGGGCGUUUUUAGUGGUGGGGGCGAAAUUGCGCAACUUUUACCAGUGGAACUGGCGCGGUUUUCCAAUAUCCUUACUGAGUAUACGCUGCUCACUAAGCGUCUUUUCAAAGUGGGGCUAGUAUGGGAUAUUACCCUGGCUGGGGAUUUGACGCCGGUGAUGAAGCGAUUUUUAGACCAAUUGAACCGGAUUCGCCGCUCGCUUAUCACUUACCUAGAGCAACAGAGACAGCAUUUCCCUCGAUUCUAUUUUGUGGGUAAUGAUGAUUUGCUAGCGAUGAUUGGGGAUCUGCUGGUGGCUGCUGUCAAUCGUCACGUAUCACAAAUGUUUGGCGGUAUCCGUCAGUUAACUAUGGAGGAUCUGCGAGUAGUUGGGUGGAUUGGCGAUUGGGGCGAGACUGUUAUGUUGAAAGAACCGGUACUGUUGGUGCACCACCCGCGAUUGGAUGAAUGGUUGACAGCCGUGGAACGUGGCGUUAAACUCACGAUAAGUGACUGUAUUUCUUAUCACUUAGGUAAGGAUCCGGUCGAAUUGGCACUUAGUUCUGACGUUCCCACUCAGGUGAUUGUGGUUGUAACUCAAAUCGGCUUUACUAAGGCUACUGAAGACGCACUUAAAUCCGACAUGGUGGCUGAGUUGAAGGCGACGGUAAUCCAACAGAUUUUGAAACUCACUCAGGCAGUUAACGUCGAAAAUCUGUCUCUCAGACUCCACCGCAUUGAACAUGUUCUCAUUGAAUUGUUGCACCAACGAGCUAUCCUUGACACGUUUCUGCAAUCUGGCAAAGAUUGGUGGUGGAAUGGAUGCCAAAGAUUUUACCAUAUUGAAUCAAAUGAGCCUUUGGAAAGAGUUUUGAUUUGUCAAGCAACCCUGAAACUAACUUAUGGUUUCGAAUACAUUGGCGUCCCCGAGAAGCUUGCGUAUACUCCACUCGUCGACCGAUGCUUUCUUGCGAUGUCGCAAGCUUUAAGUCAAGGGCUUGGUGGCUCUCCGUUUGGUCCUGCUGGUACGGGUAAAACCGAAACUGUCAAAGCACUUGCGCAUAACUGUGGCCGAAUGGUACUUGUGUUUAAUUGUGACGAGCUGUUUGACAUGCAACUGAUGAGCCGUAUUUUUCUUGGGCUCUGUCGAAUUGGUAUUUGGGGGUGUUUCGAUGAAUUCAACCGAUUAGACGAACGUAUGUUGCUGGCGGUGCUGAGUCAAAUUGAAGCCAUCGAACACGGGCUUAGGGGUGACGCCUCUGAAGUUGAAAUUAGUGGGGUGAACGUGGAAGUCAGUCGAAGCACGGGUAUCUUCGUGACGAUGAACCCCCGUUACGCUGGCAGAAGCCAACUUCCUGAAAACUUAAAGAAGCUCUUCUGGCUGUUUUCGAUGGAUCUGCCUGAUCAUGAAGUCAUUGUUGAGGUGUUGUUGAGUUCUCAAGGAUUUGGUCAGGCCCAUACUUUGGCUAAGUUAAUAGUGCCGCUCUUUUUAGAACUUCAGAACCAGGCACUGCAACAAGCCCAUUAUGAUUUUGGUCUUCGUGCUUUGAAAAGUACGCUUACACGUUGUGGGCAAAUCAAACGAUCUACUUCUGGUGAUUCUGAAAAGGAGGAUGAUAUUGUGGUCAGAGCCAUUGAGGAGACUGUGACUCCGAGACUUGUGAAAGUUGACCGGGCUCUCUUAAGCUCACUACUCAACCAAUACUUCCCUGAUACCGAUCCUAAUUGGGAUCAAGACCGUGAAUUUUUGUCUCAACUACACUCUGUGGCCGCUGAAAACCACCUCACUGUCGAUAAAUUAUGGGCGGAAAAAGCCACUCAGCUUUUUCACAUCGAAUCCCUGCACGCUGGUAUCAUUUUGGUUGGGGAACUGGGAUCUGGGAAACUGACGGUCUGGCGACUGGUGCUCAAAGCGGUGGACGCUUCCGCCUCACUGUACAUCAUCGACGCUAAAGUAAUGCUGAAGGACCAGUUAUACGGACGCAUUGAUCCCGUGACAAGAGACUGGAGCGAUGGGCUUUUAACUAAGCUCAUACGUAAAAUUGGCGCCAACUUACGUGGUGAGCGUUCCCAUCGCCACUGGAUCAUCUUUGACGGCGAUAUCGACCCGAUAUGGGCUGAGAACUUGAACCUGGUGCUUGAUGAUAACCGCAUUUUGACGCUUGCUAAUGGUGAACGACUCCUGCUUCCACCCGAAGUUCGUCUUGUGUUCGAAGUUGACUCCUUACGUUAUGCCACUCCCGCUACAAUCAGUCGAUGCGGUAUGAUCUGGUUCGAUGAAGGUGUAGUUUCGGUGAAGUCACGCUGGAACAAUCUUCUUGGUUUGUUGUCUACCCGUCCCAUUGAUGAGGAUCAAGGUAUCGGUCGCCAAAUGGAAGCCGUAACUAUAUUACUGGAGAUAAUCUCGGACACCAUUUGGGAGUCAGUGGUGAAUAUCACUGCGGAAGCCUUGCACAUUAUGCCCUUCAGUGUGGCUCGUGCGUUCUCUGGGUUUCAAGCAUUGCUUCAAGCGUAUAUCUCUAAGCUUGUUGUAUUUGAAGCGGAGCACGGAGCCAUAGUCGAUGUCAAGCAAUAUAUGGCUAAAGCAGUGGGCUUACUGUUGCUGUGGUCGUUCGCUGGCGAUAUCAAUGGAGAUAGGGAUGCUCUUGGCAAGCGCUUGACCAAUUUGAUUGCUGAUGUUGAUCUUGAGUCGUCGCCGUUUGUCGUCGAUGUCAACCUUCCCGAAGCUGAGUGGGCUCCUUGGACGACGAACGCUUCUCAAAAUUCCAUUGCUGAUAUAGAACCGUACCAAAUCAACUCAUCGAUGGUGAUCCCUACCGCCGAAACCGCCUGCCACCAGCAACUCAUCCAUACUUUGCUCCACCAACAUUGUCCCCUUGUGCUUUGUGGGCCUCCGGGGCUGGGUAAGACAAUGACGUUGUUGGCUGCGCUUCGCGCACUGCCUCAGUUUGAAGUGGUGGCUCUCAACUUUUCCAAGGAUACGCUGGUUGCGCUGAUUUUGCGUUCAUUAGAACAACACUGUGUUGUUCGUCGACGGGCGCUGGGGCUUGAGCUUGCUCCGAAGGUGUCUGGUACAUGGGUAGUGGUCUUCUGUGAUGAAAUCAACUUACCCCAACCUGACCAGUAUGGUACCCAGCAUGUGAUUUCGUUCUUAAGACAAAUGGUAGAACAACGAGGGUUUUGGAACCGCGACGACCAGUGGGUUUCUCUUGGGGAUAUUCAAUUUGUGGGUGCGUGCAAUCCACCUACUGAUCCUGGCCGUCAACCUCUCAGUUUACGAAUGUUACGUCACGUUGCGCUUGUUGUGGUUGACUAUCCUCGUCCUGAAUCGAUGGCACAUAUUUAUGGCAGUUUUGUUGCCGCCUUACUUAAAUGUGCUCCCACUUUGAAGAGUUAUGGUGUUGCCCUCACUAACGCCAUGAUCGACAUUUACCAGAGAACAAAGGACUUUAUGACUGGUAAAAUGCUGCACUACGUGUAUUCGCCGCGUGAACUCACCAGAUGGUGUCAGGGGAUGUUUGAAGUGAUCACUCACCUGGAGGUGUCCACCGUGUCGCAAUUGGUGAGAUUAUGGUACCACGAGGGUGUGAGGCUUUUUAGUGAUCGUCUUGUUGACCCUGCAGACAUCAAGUGGCAGCACCAAACGUUUGUCAACGUGGUGUCUCAGUACUUUCCAAUGAUUGAUGUCAACGAGGUGUGUAAAGAUCCUGUACUUUACCUGGACUGGCUUAGCCUCAACUAUGAGCCAGUUCAAGAGUCUGAAUUACGCUCGUUUCUUACCGAAAGACUCCGUGUGUUUGCUGAAGAAGAAGUUGAUGUUGAUCUUGUGCUUCAUGAAGAUGUCUUAGACCACUGCUUGCGUCUUGAUCGAGUGCUUCGUCAGCCUCAGGGUCAUAUGAUUUUAGUGGGUGACUGCGCUAGUGGUAAAACGACUCUCACACGAUUUGUUGCUUGGAUCAAUGGUCUUAAACUGAUUCAACUUCAAGUUGAUCGCGAUUUCGGCGUUGAUCGCUUUGAUCGCAUGCUUCGUGAAUUACUUCUUCGUUGUGCUCGCGGUGAGCGCGUGUGCUUCAUCAUUGACGAGCUGCUGAUCUUGGACCCUGCAUUUAUUGAACGGAUGAAUACGUUGCUUGCCAAUCUGGAAGUCCCUGGUCUUUUCAUGGGUGAGGAUAUGACGUCACUUAUGUCUAUUUGUUUGGAACAGUCACAGGCUCAAGGGCUUUUGCUUGACUCCGAAGCCGAGUUGUACCAGUGGUUCUGUCAACAGAUCACCCGCAAUUUGCAUGUGGUGUUCACAAUCAGUCCCGAGCUGGCAGCAUCUGUGAUUUCUCUGCCUGCCCUCUUCAACCGGUGUGUGCUUAACUGGAUGGGGCUGUGGAGUGAUGAGCUGUACGACGAUGUGGCUCAAACUACAAUCCUGGCUCUGCCUAUUGACAUUAAGGCAGCUUCAAUUGCUGUGGCUAUCCACGCUCAAUAUGGCGCAGCUCCCGCUCAGUUUAUGGCAUUUUUGUCUACAAUCCUCCAAGUGUAUCGCCGCACUAUGCUGGGGCUUGAAGAUCACCAUCGUCAUGUCACUCAGGGUUUGGACCAACUUCGUGAGACAGUGAUCAAAGUUCAAACUCUUCAAAGCCAGUUAGCGACGCAGCGAACGCAAUUGGAGGAGAAAAACGCCCAAAAGGAUGCCGCGCUUGAAAAGUUGUUCAAAGAGCAAACUGAAAUUGAACGUAAGCGGGAGUUCGCUAUUACAGCAAGUGAAGAACUUGAAAAGCACAAGGCAGAACUCGAAGCUCGUCGUCUCGAAGUGAUGUUUGAAUUGCAGAAGGUGGAACCUGAAGUGGAAGCGGCUAGAAAAGGCGUCAGUGAUAUCAAGAUGGACCAGAUCAACGAAAUUCGGCGGUUAAAUCGGCCUCCUGACGCUGUGAAGAUGACUAUCGAGCUGGUGUGUGUGCUCUUGGGGUAUGACGAUGUUUCCCUGUGGCCUCAGGUGUUGGGGUUUAUCCGUAAAAAUGAUUUCAUUGCUCUGAUUGUUAAUUUCGAUGUUAGUUUAUUGGAAGACAAUCGGCGGACAUUUUUGGAAGAGAACUAUCUCUCUCGCCCCGACUAUACAUUUGAGGCAGCCCAACGAGCCCUGAAAGCCUGUGGCCCUUUGUUAAGAUGGGUGUUGGCUCAAUUUAGCUACGCCCUGAUCAUAUCCAGCGUGGCUCCAUUGGAAAAGGAAAUGACUUUACUUGAGAAUAAGAAUAGGGAAACGAGUGCACAAUUGGAGGCCAUUGAGGAAAUAAUCCAGGAGCUCCAGGUGAAAUGUAAUCUCUACGAGAGAGAUUACCUGGAGGUGAUCAGAGAAACAGAACUGAUCAAAACGCAGAUGAAGGAAGUGAGCAAAAAAGUGGAACGACUGCAAAAACUUUUGUUACUGCUCCGAAGUGAAAAGGAUCGGUGGAAGAUCAAUACUACCCAAUUUGCGUCACGCAGAGAGCAGGUCAUUGGGGAUGCAAUCCUUGCAGCGCUGUUUUCUGUUUACGGUACUGCCUUGGACCAACGCGGGCGCUAUGAAUUUGAAACCCUAGUCAAGCAAAUGUUGUCUCAGUAUGCCCUCCCUCAUUCUCAGGGCUACACUUUCCGCACGUUGAUGCCCAAAGUCACCUUACCUUCGGGAGUCGUCAAUGAUACGGUAACGAUUGACAAUUGGGUCAGUAUUCUCACAAAUGAGCGCCCACUAGUAGUAGUGGAUCCCACGGGGCUGGUAUUACACAACCUUACUACAGGUUAUUCCACCAAUACUGCAGUGGUCCUGGCAUUGGCGCCUGACAUGGUAUCUCGUCUUGAAAAUGCUCUCCGCUAUGGCGGUAGGCUUGUCAUCACCGACAUCGAGUUUUAUGACCCUAUUCUCAACCCUGUGUUCAGGGGAGAAGUGUAUCGUCUGGGCGGAAAAACGAUGAUAAUGCUUGGCGACGCCUAUGUUGAUUACUCGCCACUGUUUCGCCUUGUGGUUCAUACCAAGGACUCUCUGAUCCCACUACCACAAUUCGUUAAGUCACGGGCAACUAUCAUCAACUUUACACUUACCCCUGCCUCUUUGGAGAAUAAGUUGGUGGAUAUGAUCGUCGAACAUGUUCGACCCGACGUGGCUGAACGACGUCAACAAUGUGUGGCUCAGAGAGGAGAGAUCAUUGAUCGUCUUUUGCAAUUAGAACAAAACCUUUUGGAGCUUGUUAGUGGAUCCGAGGGCUCGCUUUUGGAUAACGAUGAAGUGGUACUGGAACUUGAGAAACUUAAGACAGAAAUGUCAGCGUUAGAUGCUAGAUUAAGCGAUGCAGGUCAAGUGAUGACGGAGCUCGAUGGUGUACGUCUUACCUACGAGCAAGUUGCUCACCAUCUGCGAGCAGUGUAUGAUGUUUGCCAAAUGAUGGCAGCGAAACUGGAUUUCUACGAAGUGGAUUUAGACGCAUUUAUCCACAUUUUUCAAAGAGUAUUGCUGGGUGGAGAAAUGGAUUCGUUUGUGGAAAGGUUAUACCAAGAAGUAUAUGCCGUGGCGUCUCCAGCUAUGGUAUACGCCGACAAAGUGGCGUUUGCGACUGGGCUUACGAUGCUGAAAUUAGGGGAAGAAUCAGAUGAGACCAAGCAAGUAAAAACUAUUCUCGAAGGGCUUGCCAAUGGAAAAUCGCCGAUGAAUUCUCUUGAUGCUUUCAAUAAGCCAUUAUGGCUGGCAGAUGGCCCGUACUCGUCGACAUAUGACUUGGAUAAAAGUUUGGCAAUGUAUUCAGUUGUACUCAUUGCCUCUCCCGGGGGGGUUGAUGCAACCACUCGUAUCGAGGCUCUUGCAGAGGCUGAAAGGGCGAAACUUACGGUCAUAUCUAUGGGUUCGAAGGAAGGUGUUGAAGCCGCCAACUUGGCGAUGUCGGCUGCUGAGCCAGGAUGGGUGCUCUUACAAAAUAUUCAAAUGGCUCCUAACUGGCUUAGUACCUUAGAUAAACAAUUAUCAGGGUUGCCGAAUAAUCGGAAGGUUAUUAUGACAUGCUCUCUUUCGCUGAAGAUUCCUCGAGGUGUAAUUGUUCAUUCGCAAGUGAUACUGUAUGAGGCGCCGCCAAGUUUACGCCACUCGAUCCGAGAAACCUACAAGCUUCUUUCCACUACGACUAAGGUCAAACAUGCUGAAUUUUUGUUGGUAUUGUUCCAUGCAAUAAUUUGUGAAAGAAUGAAAUUUGUCCCUAACUCCUUCAACCAGACCUAUGAUAUAAACGAUGCUGACUUUGCACUGGCGUUAGCCAUCAUUCAAGGUUUAAAUGGUAAACCAUGGGAUGAAAUUGCGUAUAUGGUGGGGGUGAUCAGUUAUGGUUCUAAGAUUGACAACGUUGCUGACUUUGACUACGUUGUUACAUUGGCUAAACGGCUCUUCCUGAACCAAUCUACGCAACCAAGCUUCAAUGUCCUUUCGGGAAGUCUAAGUGAUGAUAUGUUAGCACUUCCUCAAGAUGACGAUUAUGAUAAUUGGAUCAGACUGAUUCCUGCAGUGACCCCAAUGACUUGGAUUGAUUUGGAGGAAAAGGUAUUAGACCAUGUACAAGCUCGAGAUGGUAAGCAAAUCGCAGAGUUAUUGUUCUCCUAA